AUGAAACGUCAACGCCGACGGAUGGUGGGUGUCUACCGUGCGAUCCCAGAAAUUGACUCGAUGUGUCGCGCAGUUGAGGAUGCAGAUUAUGACAAAACUGAUCUGUUUCCACUAGAUAUCCCAGUCCAUUGUGAUGUAUUUAUAUUGAAGGGCUUGAACCGUCGGACGAUGAAGAUGCGACAUAUCCGUCGUCGUCUAUUCUUCCUACAGCAAGCCUGGCAGUGUCCAGCUACUUCGGGUGACUUGUCAACACAACUGUAUCUGAUCAAGAAGCAACUGCGACUGGAACGACAUGCUUUGUUGAAGCAGGCACAACUGAACGCCCACAUCAUGUGCGCAUCCAGACGAUUACCAUUGAGCGUUGGUGCGGCGCUGCGUCAACGCUGCGAUCCCUCACCCCCUCCACUACAGUUGGCCCCUGCAGCUCUACGUCGGUGCUGUCAACUGGACAAUACUAAUAAACAGCGGUGCGAACGUGCUUGUUUACCGAUGUCAAAUCAUUGCGUUCAACACGUGCUCUACAACGUGCAUCAGCGUCUAUUCGCCUUCUGUACGCAGUCAUUCUGUCGUCGACCAGUGAACUCGAUCGACGCACUGCUUUGGGAUGGAAAAUGUGCACUACACAGACAGUCCAGAGAGGACAGAUACGGUCCGGCACCGUUUGUACGACACCAGCUCAUUCAUGGGUUCAUCGUCGUCAAUAGGCUCACCACUUGGUGA
Messenger RNA from Ostertagia ostertagi, 720 nucleotides. The record is from the annotation of a GenBank genome assembly. Lineage: Eukaryota; Metazoa; Nematoda; Chromadorea; Rhabditida; Trichostrongylidae.